Molecule: messenger RNA, 1649 nt
Organism: Capsicum annuum
Lineage: Eukaryota; Viridiplantae; Streptophyta; Magnoliopsida; Solanales; Solanaceae
Product: probable carboxylesterase 6
Exons: 1
Coding region: 87-1160 (357 amino acids)
Molecular function (GO): hydrolase activity
Source: RefSeq, a predicted model, not a curated record
AACAACUUCUCAUCAGCUAUACAAUUUAUAUAACGAAAAUACCAAAAAAAAAUAAAAAAAAUCUCUCAUUCUCCCCUCUUCUCUUUAUGUCUUCAUACAUGAGAAAAAGAAGAAUGGCAGCCAUAACAUAUGAUCCAAAUUUCAACCUUCCAAAAAUCAACAAAGAAAUUCCUCAACAUAGAGUUAUAUUACAAGAAAUUGAAGGUCUUAUUAAAGUUUUCAAAGAUGGCCAUGUUGAAAGACCUCAAAUAGUCCCAAAUGUCACUAGUAAAUUGCCUAAUGAACUUGGUGUCACCUCUAGUGAUAUGGUAAUUGAUAGGUACACAAAUAUUUGGGCACGUUUAUAUGUCCCAAAAAUAUUAUGUCAAGGAAAUAAAUUACCUUUGUUAAUUUAUUUCCAUGGUGGUGGAUUUUGUGUUGGAUCAGCAUCUUGGAUUUGUUACCAUGAGUUCUUAGUAAAAUUAGCAUCAAUUGCUAAUUGUGUAAUUAUGUCUGUUAAUUAUCGAUUAGCCCCCGAAAAUCGCCUUCCGAGGGCUUACGAUGAUGGGGUUAAGACGAUUGCAUGGGUAAGACAAAAAGUGCUUUUAAGCGCUAACGAAGAUUAUUGGUGGUUAAAUAAGGUAGAUUUUUCUAGCACUUUUUUGGUUGGUGAUAGUGCUGGUGGGAACAUAGCCCAUAACGUAGCUAUAAGGCUAUGUUCGAAAUUUGGUGACCUAAAGCCAAUAACAUUAAAAGGUACAAUUUUAAUUCAACCCUUUUUUGGUGGGGAGUCAAGGACUUACUCCGAAAAAUACACGGCACAGCUGCCACGGUCAGCGCUCACACUAGCAAGCGCUGACACGUACUGGCGGCUGGCAUUGCCCAUGGGUGCUAACCGGGAUCACCCGUGGUGCAAUCCGAUUGCGAAUGAGGGUGAAAAUUUGGUGAAUAUAAGGGAUAUUCCUGGUAUAUUGGUGUGUAUAUCAGAGUUAGAUAUUUUGAGAGAUUGGAAUUUGGAGUUUUGUGCUACUUUAAAUAGAGUUGUUGGUAAUAAGAAGUUGGUUGAAUAUGUGAUGUUUAAAGGUGUAGGCCAUGCAUUUCAAGUACUGAAUAAGUCUCAAAUUGCACAAGAAAGAACUACUGAUUUGAUUGAACAUAUCAAGGCCUUUAUCAGCAGAUGAUUCCAAUGUACAUAACAUGCAAGAGGGAGUUGCUCGAGUGGUAAGCACUGUCACUUUCAAAUCUGAUGUUGUGAGUUGAGUCGUCAAUGAUGUUGCGAGUUCGAGUCAUCAGUAUAGGGAGGGGAUUAAAAGAAAAAGAGAGAUUUCAAUGUACAUAGUAAGAGUGACCUGCUCGGGUGAUAAGCACCAUCACUUCCAAAUCUGAUGUUGUGAGUUGAGUCGUCAGUGAUGCAGUGAGUUCGAGUCAUCAGUAUAGGGAGGAGAUUAAAAGAAAAAGAGGGAUUUCCAAUGUACAUAGUAAGAGUGAGCUGCUUGGGGUGAUAAGCACCGUCACUUCCAAAUCUGAUGUUGUGAGUUGAGUCGUCAGUAAUGUUAUGAGUUCGAGUCAUCAGUAUAGGAAGGGGAUUAAAAGAAAAAAGAGAGAUUUCAAUGUACGUAAUAGAAUCAAGUAUUUAAAUUAUAUACACGAAUAAUAUAUGGUUUGUAAUA